UUUGACCGAGGAUUCGAAGAAUACCCAACCCAAAUACAAAAACUGCAAAAACAUAAUUGGAAAAGUAGUUUCGCUAUUAAGUUGUAAAUUGUAAGGUAAUAACUAAUGUAACUAUGUCUACUGAAGAGAUUCACGAAGCUCUUGCUCCAAUUGCUUGGCUCGCUGGGCGCUGGGUCACUGAAGAGGGGAAAGGACAAUAUACACAUUUAAAAGAUUUUCAAUAUCAUGAAGUAUUAGAAUUUAUUUGUGUAGGUCAACCAAUGUUCAAUUACACAUCAACAUCGAAACACCCAGAGAGUAUGAAACCAAUGCAUCAAGAAAGAGGUUUUCUCCGUAUAAAACCUGGUACAAACGACUUGGCCUUCAUCGUCAGUCAUAAUUUUGGUCUCACUUCACUCGAAGAAGGUUCAGUAGAUUCUGUGAAAAAAGAAAUCACACUUGCUACUGCAAAUUUAGCUGCAAUGUCAUUUUCUAAGCCUCCUCAUGUUAAAAAGUUUUCUAGAAUAAUAAGAUUACUACAACCUAAUGUGUUGGAGGUUGAACUUUAUAUGGAAACUGAUAGCACUCCUUUGAGUAAACAUUUGCACGCAAUAUAUAGAAAGGAUUAAAAGAAAUAUUUAAAUACCAGCGCCAGCCAUGCUUUGCAGUUUCAUCUGUGUAACUUGUGAUCCCGUGGGAAUGUCGGGAUAAAAAGUAGCCAUUGUGUUAUUCUAAAUCUCCAGCUAUCUACAUACCGUUUUUUUAGUAAUCAGUUUUGCAAGAAAAAUGAACACAUCAAAAAGGGAUCCAUCCCUAUGAAUUUUCACAUUUGUACUAUUAGUUGCUUAGCAUUGCUAUAUAUCAGUUAGUUAGGUUAUUAAAUUUUAAGAUAAUAGAUAUAAGUUCUUAUGGUGUUUAUUGCAUCAGUUUAACCUAUUGUGAAUCUGCUUAUUUAAAUAUUUGUUAAGCUUUUCUAAUAAAUGUAUAAAGAAUACAGUAUUGAAA
Melitaea cinxia (Glanville fritillary) is the source of this 984-nucleotide messenger RNA. Its product is annotated as peroxynitrite isomerase THAP4-like. Lineage: Eukaryota; Metazoa; Arthropoda; Insecta; Lepidoptera; Nymphalidae. The record is from RefSeq and is a predicted model, not a curated record. The coding region runs from base 114 to 608 and encodes 164 amino acids. The transcript is spliced from 3 exons.